UCUGUCUCAUUGUUCUAUCUGUGGUAACAUUUGUAAACCAACUUCCGUGACAGCCACACUGAACUUGCUGCAGCCAGCCAGUCUGUUCUCUGCUACCACUCGAACAGGCGUUAAAGGGGCUCGUCUCAACAUAGGCCAAUGAUUUCCAGCUCAGCGAUUCUCAAAGGGACCCGUGCCGUCCAGCGCAUCAGACCGCUACACACCACACUCAUUGCCAACAUGCCUAUCAAGGUAAGAAAUGCCGUCAGAAAAAUGUUUGAUCGAAAAAUAACGCCCCUUCUUGACCUUGACUGCAGACUCUUUAUUUAGAGGUUUUUUAACACGUGAUUCUUUUAUUUAUUGUCGUUGUUGUCCAUGAUGCAUACAACCGCCAUGCUCAAGCCACAUUAUCUAACGUUACUCAAAGGCCAUAUUGCACUGAUGAUGGGUAAAGCAUGAUCGACUGGUGCAUUCAAUCAGUGAGCACGGUUAUAUGCACACACAAACUAACUAUAAUCUGACUAAAACGUUUACAUGCUUUGUAAGAAUAACGAUUUCCCUAAUAAUCCUGUUUACAUGACACAUCUGAAAUCAGGCUAACGUUACCUGAUGGGACUUUUAAUACAUGCAGAAAAUCGCCAAUCAAAAUAAACGUUCUACUACACAGUGACCAUGUUAUUUUGCGUUGUUCGGACACAUAGUUUUCACAUACACACUUUAUAAAUGCAUAUACUUUACGAACUCACUUCACUUGAGCAUAAUGCCCACCAGAUGCAUGUGUUUUGUUUUUUCAGAUGUCUAGUCCGCAUUUAACCGUACUUGACGCACAUGUAUUUCGCUUUUCAACUAGCUAGCAAAGAGGAAGAGAGCGGUCCAACUCAGUGUUGCCAACUCCUCAGUAAGGAAAGUAGCUAUUGGCUGUCCUAAAAGUAGCUAAAUGACGUCAUCAUCUAAUUUGCAUAAUUGGCCAUGUGCAUGUAAUUGUGAUGGAUGCUGUAGGAGAGAGGAAUAACUCUUGGGAGAGACAAAAAGUGAGUAAAAAACACCCUACAUUUACAUCCCGCCCUGAAUGUAAGCCAGGGCGGGAUCAGCCAUGCGCGAUUCAUUUGCAGUCUCGACGUGGAGGGGUGAACAUCUCCUGCUCUGACCGCAGCUGGGAGGGACUGCUGCUCGUGCGAGGACUGGGACGCCUGUGAGUGCUUUGGGACUGGGGUGGGGCCCGCGGCAGCACCCGCUGCUCGUUGAGAAGAGUAAGAACAAUACGUGCUUUCACGUCAGAGUCUCCAAUAACACCAGAAAAAGUCGCUAGAUUUGUCGCUAGUCGCUUUUAAAAAAACGUGUCACUAGAGGGGUCUGAAAACUCGCUAAAUAUAGGGACAAAGUCGCUAAGUUGGCAACACUGGUCCAACUCGGCGGAAAAUCUAUCUCCCUACAGCAGGUGGCGUUUUUCGUUUCGCCCACCAAGCAGGGAGGUUUGUAUGGAGGUCAAUGAGUGUCAAAUUUGGUUAAAAACAAAACAUGUAUAGCUUAUUUGCUACAUGAGGUUUAUUUGAUCGAAUAGAAGUUUAAUACUUAAGUUAAAAGUGUACUGAUAUAAGUAGGACACGUGACAUCCUGGCAACUUUGAGAAAUAACACUAUAUAGGAGUUGCCUCGAGAUGGCUAUGCAUAUUCAUGGCAUGAAGUUAGUAGCAUAGCAUCUCUCUCCAUUGAAUACAGGUGGUUGACAUCAACAUCCCUCAUCGAAUAUUUAAAAAAGGAUUACAGUAAUGAGAUGUAUCCACCAAUCCAAACAAAGGAUAGGCGGGAGCUAUACAGCCUGCCAUGCAGCUUUGUGGACAACAACUCCCAUUGUUAGGGCAGAGAGACAUGUAUCUUGUCAGCAUAUCCAUAAUCUUUGAAGCUAGCAAGUUGGAGUUUGUGUACUUCCAUUUGUACCAUUGCACGGUGAAGCAACGCACAAGCUGAAAAUAUUGAACACAAGCGGUACACAGAACGAGGCUUGAUGCCUCAUGCCCAAUGUCCACCAGAUGCAUAUGCGUUUUGUUUUGCCGGAUGUCUAGCCCGCCGGAACCCAAAGACUUUGAUGCAUCAUGUCCACCGGAUGCAUCAAACUCGGCGUUCCGGCGGAAGUAAUUCACUGUCAAUGGAGCAGUCCGCAACGCUACGCUGGGGGUGCUGCACUAGGCUGCGGUGCGUUCUGUAUACCGCAUGCGUUCCGUAUUUUCAACUCGUGCGUUGCUUUAUCGUGCCGGGGUACAAACGGAAGUACACAUACUCCAUCUAGCUAGCUUUUAGCUAGUUGAAAAGCGAAGCAGAUUCGGCAAAACAAAAUGCCUUAGAUUUCUCUACAUGCCAUUUUUAUUUGUGGUAAUAUAGCUCAGUCAGCGGUAGACAUACCAACACUGCGCAUGACUGAGCCAGCUGCUGUCAGUGAGUGCCCCAGAAAGGACUCUGCUUUUGGCUCUAUACAUUCAGCAAAGUCACGAUGCUGCAGUAGUAACUUUUCAAGGCCGUUGUGGUGGCAAAAUGUCCAAUACAUUAUUCAAAUGCUGCUGUACAGAGUCAAGUUCCAAAUUCGAUAUCUGUGACUAAUUGAAGGGGGUUGCAUUUUAUGUGUAACAGAACAGAAUAUGAUUUUCAGCUUUCAUGUUUUUCCAUAUCAUUUGAUUGACCUUCAACAGUGUUUGAUUGAAUGAAUGCUUCACACUCACUAGGUUGGAGAAAAACUUCCGGCAGUGGAGGUUCAUGAGAAUGAGCCAGGCAAUAAGGUGUCUAUGGACCAGCUCUUCAAGGGGAAGAAGGGAGUUCUCUUUGCUGUGCCAGGGGCUUUCACUCCUGGGUGCUCCAAGGUAACCUCCAUUCAGAUCAUCCUCAUUUCAAUGAAUUUACAUGUAUGUGCAUUCCUCUUUUUUUAUCAAAGUUUGUUCACCAUGUACAUCCAUCAUCUGAAAUCACUGUUUCACCCCCCAGUCCUCUUGCUCUUAUCCCUCAGACUCACCUUCCAGGGUUUGUGGAGCAGGCAGCAGAGCUGAAGAGCAAGGGUGUGCAGGAGGUCGCCUGCAUCUCCAUUAACGACGCAUUCGUUAUGGCUGCCUGGGGAAAGGAGCAUGGAGCAGACGGCAAGGUGCAGAAUGCUGUUUGAAAUUAACAAGCUGAUACCUUGACCUUCAGCCUUCUGAAUAGUCUUGUCGUGACGUGACUUUCAUUAAUAUGACUGUUAUUUAUCAAAUCAACUAACUAUUUACUCAAUUUAAAAUAAUAAUGUAACAACUCAUUAGCAUUUGGGGCACCACAGAAGAAGUUGUUCAUAGAGUUACCAUCUCCCGAAUUAAACUCUAAAAGGUCUUUACCUAUCAAUAUGUAUAAAACAGUCAACGUAUCAAUCAUUACCGCUUAUCAGUCGUCAUUCUGAAUGGUCGCAGAAUUCUUGGAUCCGCAAGAACCCCAGCUUUACUUAUGAUUCAGCACUACACAAAUUGGCGUAAUUACUUAUUUACUAGCUAACUAAAUAAUAACACAGAAUACAUACAUACUUAAUACAUGAGAAAGUCCCUAGCGGACUAACAACAGCAUGACUGCUUGGUUAUUAAAAGAGGGAGGGGUAGAUAGGGAGAGACAAAGAGAGUCAAACUUAUCGUUGAUACAUUUGGAAGCUACCCUCAAAGUAAUCAUAAUACUUUGCUCACGAACCACCGCCCGUUUGGGUAAGAAGUCAUAAAUGUAUUUAUGUGUAGAUGUCUUUGUUCGUCGUCUCUCUGUUGAAACCAAUCAAUCCUUCUAUGGGAAGGGGUAGGUUUUAUUGUCCCGUUUCAGUGUAAGGCUCUGCUUUUCCUGGCUUGGAGUGUUAAAAUAGAACAGAUACUCAGAUGCAUUCUAAUGAUUGUCUGAGAUGGGAUUUUCUUCUUCCCACCUUGUGUGGUUAGUGAAAGUUCAAGAUCACUUUACACGGACAGCUGCAUUCUGGCAAUGUUCUGGUCUAGUGAGUUUAUCUUCUUCUCCUCGUGUUGAGAUUCAAAGGUCUAACCAUUUCAAACGUGUUGACUACCGUCUCACGUCUGUCUGGUCUAACCAUUUUCAGCCGUGUAGCCACAGCUCCACGCUUUCUGGUCUAAUGUAAAUUUCGUUACCAAGGCUGUUUAUGCACUCUGAUAGAAGGGGAUUUCCUACUUGCUGACACGGUCUCUGAGCUCACUCGGGGCGUGGCUACUGACUGUGCAUAGCUUAUAUGAAAACCUAUGAUCUCGUUAGAAAACUAAAAUCUCAUUCCUAUCUUAACAAAAAUACUGUCGUAAUUCUCCAUAUUAUAUACACAACAUAUUGGAUGUAAACUUGACAGAUAGUGUGUAUACUUUCCAAAUUACAGUAUUUUCGUUAUAACAGUUUUAAUGACAUCACAAAAUAAUAAACAAUAUGACAUGAUUGGACUUUAGAUCCCCACUGACCAUUCCAAACAUUUGGCUGUUAGGAAUAUUGUUCCAGUGUUUACUUUUGGGCGUAAAAGUCUUCCUACAUUCCUUUCCCCAUACUAGGGGGCCUGAGAGAUUCACCUCCUCUCUAAUUUAUGGCAGAGUGUUAAGGUGUCAAGACCGGCACAGCCCCCACUCCCCUCUUCUGUGGGUAAGAGGGUCUGGUUGUUGUCAGACAUUUGCCAAGCUGAUCUGAGGCCUUUGAUUCCUCACCCAGGAGAGUCAUGACAGUCUGUUCAUGUAGUCUACAUAGUGCAUUCUUCAGUCCUGGGCUGAAUAUCUCCCUUCUGUUAUUCUGAUCUCCAGCACUUGACUUGGUACAGGAAAGCUUAGUCAUCUGGUUGCAGGUCUUUGUCUUAUGUAAUCAAUCUGGAGCAAUCUGCAGUUGCUACAUCCAUUUUUAGUCUUUUAAAUGAAUGAUACGUACCCAGUGAUUAUUGAAGACUAAACUUAAAUGCCUCAUGAGUUUAUUUCUACGGUCCUAUUCGAUUAGAACCCCAAAUGUAACCUUGUUUUACUCCAUUGUUGAUAAACAAUGUAAUUGUAAACAAACUCUAGGCUACAAACAUGGUUAAAACUAUAAUUUUGAUCUCAUAGAUGGCCUUGCAUCCAUAGCUCUGUCUAGGAAUGUGAGUGGUUACAUUUCUCAAGCCCCAUCCCUCAGCAGUUUACCAAAAACAGUGGCGGGGUGUACCACUUUGUUUUAACUGCUGAUUACCUCUAACAUGAAUUGGAAAUAUCUUAUUUCCCAAACAGAGACGUUAUUACAACAAGACCAUAACUGGUUGAAUUUUAUAGAGAUCUUUCAGUCUAGACCUGUCUAAUAGUUGUGGCAUUGAGUCCCUGUCACUUACAGGCCCUGUUCUUGAUCAUGUUUGCAUCUCAAAGAGUGUUAGGCCGGGAAUCAAUCCGAUCGCGCUUGUAGACAAUGCAGCUUUUAAAGGCAAUGUUACCAUGUUUGCGGAGAUCGCGUUCAAGGGAAACACUGCAGACGUUGGCUCAAUUGGAAAUUACCUUUAAUUAAAUGUCAUGAAUGCUACAGCUUGGUUUCGGUUUGAAUCCCGGCCCUAAUCUGCGCAUGCAAGUAUUAAAUGAAUAUACUGUUUGUAGUUUAAUCAUACAUAUCGCUACAGUGUACACAGAAUUUAUACUUGCGUGUGUACUGUCUACGGCCCGUCUUUUGCAGGUGCGAAUGCUGGCUGAUCCUACUGGAGCAUUCACUAAGGUCAGAUACGUCUUCAAAGCCUUGAUUUUAUUAGUUUACACGUUAUGUACAUUGUGUGAAUCUAACCUCCAUUUUAUUUACAGGCAGUGGACCUGUUGCUAGACAACGAUCAGAUUGUUGCUGUGCUUGGAAACAAGCGCUCCCAGAGGUGAGGUCUUAUUUUCUCCUACAUCAGUGUUGAACUUGCUGCAGUAGCCUGGGUCACACUUAACAUGUUUCUGUUUAGUCUCACUCAUCUCAACAUUUGGAUUUCACACUGCAAAAAGCAUAAUCAACCCCAAUAAAUUGUCACAUUCCUUGUCUCUUAGGUACGCUAUGGUGGUGGAAGAUGGCAUUGUGAAGAAAAUCAAUGUGGAGCCUGACGGUACUGGUCUCACCUGCAGCCUGGCCUCCAACAUGCUCUCUGAGCUGGUGUAGUUCUGUUGGGACUAGCUCACUCCAACCACAGACAGCAGAAGUCUAACCUUAAGUUACAAUGCACUGUCAUACUAGUUUACCUGACCCUUCUUGUCACAUGCCUGUGCAACUAUGAUCUCAAGAAGUGGAAGGAAAUAGAUGUGGUUUAAUGUACAGCAAUUGUUUGGUUCAUAAACUGCAGUCCAAAACUGUGAUUAAAGCAAUACUAUAGAUGUGCUCAGCAAAGACA
Molecule: messenger RNA, 6318 nt
Organism: Coregonus sp. 'balchen'
Lineage: Eukaryota; Metazoa; Chordata; Actinopteri; Salmoniformes; Salmonidae
Source: the annotation of a GenBank genome assembly